CGGCUGCGCCGAACGCGCGCCCGUCACCGAAACACCGUGCCGGAAACACUCGCACGCAACCACAUGUUGUGCGCGAGUGUUGUUUUCCAAGGUCGUCGCGUCAAAGUUGCGUUUCCACUGACAGCGGUGUGCGCGCGCGGCGUGGGUCGCCCCGCGCGCACCGGCCCGCGCGGCUCCCCCGCAGAUGCGCUCGCAGUUGUGUUCGUGCAAAGUGUUGUUCUGUUGUUUCUGGUGAGGAGUGUGUGUGACGGUGGCCGCUCCUGGACGUAAACACAUGUUUGGGUGCAUGAAAUGAGGAGCCGCUGCUCGUGAGGCGCGUGGCGUCGGACUGUGACGGGACAGAUCGAAGUUCUAAACUCUCAGUCCUCAUUAGAGCCAUUACUCCGUAUAGUAAUAACUGCUUUUUUGACCCCGCCAGGAGGUGACAAUUCAGCACCUCUUUUUAAAAAUGGAUUUAGUAGACCGGCAUAUAUUUAGGAUGUACUUUCCUUGUACUAUCGGACGUGUCUGGUUACAUACUUGACAUUGAAAAUAAACUCAUAACUCCGCGCGAAGCCAAAUUCGCCUUGAGUUAGUUAAUGAUAAUACUAAUAAUUACCACUCUGUUAAAAGUGAUUGGUCUAAACAAGCAACAAAGCACACUGGCUCAAUAAUACUAAUACUAAUAAUAAUUAUUUUUAUUUUUAUUAAUAAUAAGUAGUGGGAGCUGUCACGAGUUUACAGCGGAGAUCUAGUCGAGGACAUUCUGCGGUCGAAAUUAACAUUUAGAGUUUGGACGUUACUUGUGUGCCAAAAAUGGAAAAACGAAAAGUUGUUAUUGUGGAAACAGUUGGCUGAUCAGCGCGCGCGCCGCAGACCCGCCAAACUUUUCUCCCGUUGACCGAAUUCAGACCGAGUCUGAUGUGCGCGCAAUGAAUCCGCCAAAUUAUGGAUUUAAAAAUGACACAUAAAAUGGCUUUUUAUUGAUUUAUUAUGGGCUAUUUUAUUUAAAGGAGUCUGUACUUUUGUGUUUCUGAAAAAAAUGUGUAAUUAAACAUUCCGUUAUUACAAGAUUAUACCGUCAAUACUUGAAUCUGCUCCAAUCUGUUUAGAAUAUGAUAGAAAUUUCCGUUAAUCUUUAUUUGUUGUAUUCACUCGUCAACCGGUGGUUAAGAAGGAGAGAAAGUGAGGGGGAGAGAAAUUAUUCCAAAGGGUUGAAAUUUAAAUGUCUAGACGGUGUUUGUUUAAUAUAUGGCGCCGCCUUGUGGAGGAACGGAGGUAUCUUUAACUCGACAAAAUGGCUUGUGCAGCAGACAGCUGCAUACAAUUCACACGGCAUGCCAGUGAUGUCCUGCUCAACCUGAACCGGCUGCGCAGCAGAGAUAUCCUCACCGACGUCACCAUCUUGGUCAACAGACAGCAGUUUCGCGCACACAAGACCGUUCUCAUGGCUUGCAGUGGGCUGUUUUACAGCAUUUUCACCGACUCCCACAAGUGCAACCUUAACGCCAUCAGCCUGGACCCAAAGGUGGAUCCAGAGGGCUUCGCCAUCCUGCUGGAGUUCAUGUACACCUCCCGUCUCACGCUGAAGGAGAGUCUCAUCAUGGCGAUCAUGAACACGGCCAUCUACCUGCAGAUGGACCACGUCGUGGACACCUGCCACAGAUUCAUCAAAUCGAGCGAUCCGGCUAAGCUGCCCAGAGACGAGUUCCUGGUCAGUCCCCUGGUCUUACCUCAGGAUGUCCACGCUUACCGGCCCCACGACGUUGUCGACAGUUUGCACAGCCGCGUAGCUCCGUUCAGGGACGGGAGGCCCUACGGCUCAAACAUGUUCAACGGGGUCAGCACCCCCACCAACUACCAUCUGUACGGGCAGUUCCCCAUGCCCGGAUUCCCUUUCCCCCUCUGCAAGCUGACCGACGCCAAAAACGCUUUCGCCGACCUCUCCAAGAGCGGCCUCCACCACAAGCACUGCUCUCCGCAUGACGGCGCCAACAUGAUCCGGGCGGAAUACGGCCGGGCGAUGGGCACCGGCUCCUCCGGCAUCCUUCACACCACCACCUUCGCUUCCAGGGAGCUCGCGAAAGACGACGAGAUGCGGAGGGAGAGCCACCAGGGGGGCGGCCAGUCCAUCGCCCUCGGCGCGAGGAAACGCGCGUUCCCCGCGUUGACCCUGGAGCACCCGAGAGACUCUGGAAAGGAUCACGCCCCGCAGGCGGAGGAGGACCUCAUCCAUCACCACUACCCACUCGGGAUCUCGUCUGCGGGACGCAAGGGCCUCAUGAGCAGCCCUCAGAGUCCGCUCAAGUCCGACUGCCAGCCCAACUCCCCGACCGAGUCCAGCAGCAGCAAGAACGCCGGCCUCACCCAGGCCGGCGGCGGCGUGCAGGCUCCGCAAGGCACGCAGGACCCCAAGUCCCGCAACUGGAAGAAGUACAAGUUCAUCGUGCUGAACCAGAGCGCGAAGGACGAGGAGGCGGGGCUGCGGGACGCGGGGCUUCGCUCCCCUCAGCGGCUCAGCCUGCAGCCGUACCUCCACCCCAGUGACUCGGAGAACCUCGACCCACAAGCCACGAGCAAGAGCGGCGAGGACCUGCCCGCUCCUCAGGCCAGUCGUCUCAACAACAUCAUCAACGGUGCACUGGAAGGCUCCCUGAGGAACGCUGACGCCGCCCCCCCACACUACCUGAGCCGGCUGAACUGCUCGUCCUGCGGCACGCCGUCUCCUCAACACUCCGAGGUGUGUCCCAAGACCCCCAGGUCCCGCCUGGCGGAGGACAUGGCGGAGCUGCACUCGGAGUACUCGGACUCUAGUUGCGAAAACGGUACAUUCUUCUGCCACGAAUGUGACUCCAAGUUUGCGGAGGACGAGGCGCUGAAGCAGCACAUGCUCCGGGUGCACAGCGACAAGCCGUACAAGUGCGACCGCUGCCAGGCUGCUUUCCGCUACAAGGGCAACCUCGCCAGUCACAAGACCGUGCACACGGGAGAGAAGCCGUAUCGCUGUAACAUCUGCGGUGCUCAGUUUAACAGACCGGCCAACCUCAAGACUCACACUCGCAUCCACUCAGGAGAGAAGCCCUACAAAUGUGAGACGUGUGGAGCUCGUUUUGUACAGGUUGCUCACCUGCGCGCCCACGUGUUGAUCCACACGGGGGAGAAGCCGUAUCCCUGCGAGAUCUGCGGAACGCGCUUCCGCCACCUGCAGACGCUGAAGAGCCACCUGCGCAUACACACGGGAGAGAAGCCGUACCAUUGUGAGAAAUGCAACUUGCACUUCCGCCACAAGAGUCAGCUUCGGCUGCAUCUGCGGCAGAAGCACGGCGCCAUCACCAACACCAAGAUCCAGUACCGCAUGUCGGCGGGCGACAUGCCCACCGACUUGACCACGGCGUGCUGAGUCGGGGGGAGAGAGAGGACUGUUUUCUACAGGCGGCAAUCUUGACCUUGGCAUUUAAAUGACCCCAACUUGUACAAUCAUCCAAAACUGUAGUGCCACACUGUGUUUAUUAGACAAAUUGGCUGUGAACGCCAUUCUAAAACGGGUUUCCACUACAUGUGAACGUAUAGCCACUUUAUUGUUUCUAUAUAUAUAUAAUUAUAUAUGUGUGUGUUGGGAGUGUUUCUAAGCUUUGACGGUACGUAUAUAAAGCUUUAUUUUGUUGAGGAUGGAAUGUAAAAAAAAAAAAUCAUUUUUUUUAAAUACAGUAUUUUAUAUCAGAACUUACUUUUCUGAAAGUAUUACAAAUUUUGAUGGACGGUUGGUACAUAUAUUUUGAGAUUCCCAGAUUUGCGGCUGCAGUUGUCUACACAUUUUUUUAAAUGUACGUACACGUUGCACUGUGUCGAGUUGUCAUAUUCAUGUGAAGAGGUGGAGGAGAAAAAAAAUGUGCUAAUUGGAUUUUGUCAAACAUAUCAGAAGACUGCUGCGGUCUGAUUAUGCAUGAGGUACUCUUACCGUUAUCGGCGCACAUGAAGCGGGCAAACAGCAUAAAUAUUGUGACAUAUUGUGUAAUUAUCUGUGGGGUUGCUCUCUGCUGGCGGAGCCAAUCCAGGUGUGGAAAUGCAUUUGAAGGCUUUGUUGUGACCAAGAAAAUAUUUUGCUUUGAGUGUAUUUGUAUAGAUGUGAAUUUGGUUUUGUUUAUUUUCCAUAGGUAAAGGUUUACAGUUUUGCUCAUUGUUCUAGAUCCUACAGUAAAGUUGUGUACGUGUCAAAAGUUGUUUUGUUUGUGUAUUCAAUGUGCCUUUCUCUGUGGUGUCUGAAUCCGUCCCCCAGUCCGCCCAGCGCUAUUUAAAAAGGUACCCAUGGACAGCACUUGUCCCAAAACCCCCUGACCCCCCCGUGUGUGUGUGUGUGUGCGUGUAUUUAAAUGCUUGUCACCGACCUGAAAACAUGCAAAAUUCAUCAUUGUAAAUCUUCAGGACUUGUUUUUUGAAUUGGUCUUUAUUAAAAAAAACUGCAUUAAAGUUAUUGUACAAUGUUCUAGAUGUAUGAAUGUAAAAUAAAGGUAUUGGAUUUCUA
Molecule: messenger RNA, 4501 nt
Organism: Gasterosteus aculeatus aculeatus (three-spined stickleback)
Lineage: Eukaryota; Metazoa; Chordata; Actinopteri; Perciformes; Gasterosteidae
Gene: bcl6aa
Product: BCL6A transcription repressor a
Biological process (GO): regulation of transcription by RNA polymerase II
Cellular component (GO): nucleus
Molecular function (GO): protein binding; DNA-binding transcription factor activity, RNA polymerase II-specific
Source: RefSeq, a predicted model, not a curated record